AUGGUGGAGCUCCGAAUCGCGCGUCUGCGUGGGAAUCCGCCGGCCAAGGCGGUGUUGACGGAUAUUCGAUCGAAAUGCAACCGGUUGCCAGAGCUUGAAAAACUCUGUCUGGGGGUGGUCGAUCGCCUCGAGGCUCUACACGACGAGGUAGCGCAAUGCCGGACAGACGACACGCUACGAGUAAAAUACAUUGAUAUAAUCUUGAUUCUCGUGAAGCGGAUUGUACGACGAAAACCGCUGCUGACAAGACUGGCGACAUUUCACUCUGCUGCACUAGUAAUUCGGAGGCUGCAUCAAGAUCUUGACGAUGUUGAAACGGUAUUGCGGGCAGGUAGCGAGGGGCAGGAGUGGGGGGACCAAUGGGAGAGCGAUCGUACGAAACAGUUCUCUAUUUUAGAGAAUUUGGUCCAAAAUGCGACGGAUCGACACUUGGUGAGAGAGAUCAAAAGUCACAAAAUGGUGCAACAAGUUCUGAUGAAACUGCACAAGGAGCUGGGUGGAUGUCCUUUUGAGACGCAUUGUCAGCUGAUGCGAGCGACAUUUGAUCGUGUUUGUGCAUUUGCUCAACUGGACGAUGUCCAGUUUCCAGAUUGGUACAUUUCUGCUGAUGAUUUGAUGUUUGAGGACGGGUCGGGAGUGUCUGGUACGUUUGGAGAAGUGCGUCAUGCUAUGUGGUUUCAUGCUGGAGAGCGUACGCGUGUGAUGGUGAAGCAGCUCUUCCAGAACUCAUCG
Phytophthora nicotianae INRA-310 is the source of this 732-nucleotide messenger RNA. RefSeq lists its product as hypothetical. The annotation marks the transcript as partial. The record is from RefSeq and is a predicted model, not a curated record. Lineage: Eukaryota; Oomycota; Peronosporomycetes; Peronosporales; Peronosporaceae. The transcript has a single exon.